Molecule: messenger RNA, 1523 nt
Organism: Magnolia sinica
Lineage: Eukaryota; Viridiplantae; Streptophyta; Magnoliopsida; Magnoliales; Magnoliaceae
Product: probable aspartic proteinase GIP2
Exons: 1
Coding region: 66-1370 (434 amino acids)
Biological process (GO): proteolysis
Molecular function (GO): aspartic-type endopeptidase activity
Source: RefSeq, a predicted model, not a curated record
GCUAUAAACCACUAUCUCUUUCUGCUCCAUUUCUAUCCACUUCAAGCAAAAAUCUAUUCCCUUCCAUGGCUGCUUCUUCUUCUUCCUCUCCUCUCUUUCUCUUCCCCCCUCUCUUUCUCCUUCUCAUCUCUCUCACCCACGCCCAAACAUCAUUCCAACCAGACGCCCUCGUUCUUCCGGUACUCAAGGACGCCAGGACCCUCCAGUACGUGGCCCACAUUAAUCAACGGACCCCACUUGUCCCUGUAAAGCUAGUCAUCGAUCUCAGCGGUCGAUUCCUUUGGGUUGAUUGCGAUUCAGGCUACGUGUCAUCUUCUUACCGUCCGUCCCGUUGCCGUUCUUCCCAAUGCUCAUUAGCCAAUGCUAACAGCUGCGGCGAUUGCUUCUCAGGACCUCGUCCUGGCUGCAACAACAACGCAUGUAGUCUCUCCCCGCAGAACACCUUCAUCCACACAAGCACCAGCGGCGAACUUGCAGAAGAUCUUGUUUCCAUCCAAUCCACGGAUGGCUCGAGCCCCGGUCCCAUCGUCACCGUUCCACGCUUCCUCAUCUCAUGUGCCCCCACAUUCCUCUUACAAGGCCUCGCGACCGGCGUUAAAGGAAUUGCAGGCCUGGGACGAACUCGAAUUGCACUCCCUUCGCAGUUCGCCGCUGCAUUUAACUUCGAUCGGAAAUUCGCUAUCUGUCUUUCAUCAUCAACGGCAUCCAACGGUGUGAUAUUCUUCGGCGAUGGGCCUUACAUGUUUCUUCCGAAUGUUGAUGUUUCCAAGUCUCUUAUGUACACUCCCCUCCUCACCAGAAGCUCAGUGCAAGGUGAGCCGUCUGAUGAGUACUUCGUUGGUGUGAAGGCGAUCAAGAUCAACGGAAAACAAGUCCUGCUGAAUACGUCGUUGCUGUCCUUCGAUAGCGAUGGUGUCGGUGGUACGAAAAUCAGCACCGUUUAUCCUUACGCUGCUCUAGAAACUUCCAUCUACAAGGCUUUCACUGAAGAUUUCAUUAGAGAAGCUAAAUCCAUGAAUAUCACUACGGUGGCGCCGGUGGCGCCUUUCGAUGUGUGUUUUAGGUCGAAUAGCAUUGGGAGCACACGAGUGGGGGUCGUUGUUCCGACGGUGGAUCUUGUUUUGCAGAGCGAGAGUGUGUAUUGGAGAAUUUUGGGGGCGAAUUCGAUGGUGUCUGUGAAUGAUGACGUGGCAUGUCUGGCAUUCGUUGAUGGUGGGUCCAACCCUAGAACGUCGAUCGUUAUUGGGGGCCACCAGUUGGAGGAUAAUCUUCUACAGUUUGAUCUGGCCAGUUCAAGACUAGGGUUCAGCUCAUCACUUCUCUUCAGGCAAACCACAUGUGCCAACUUCAACUUUACAUCCAAUGGUUGAAGGAUGAUGAUAUUGCUAUUUGUUUGAUGAUUUGUUUCGAUAAACUGUAUGAUGAGCUUAUGGAUAAACGGCCUUGAUUUCUUGUGUCGGCCUGGUCCACUUGUUAAAUUACUUUGGCAUAUUAUACAAUGAAAUGUAACGUCUUUUUUGUUU